Maylandia zebra (zebra mbuna) is the source of this 3754-nucleotide messenger RNA. RefSeq lists its product as uncharacterized. Gene Ontology annotation, molecular function: RNA polymerase II cis-regulatory region sequence-specific DNA binding; DNA-binding transcription factor activity, RNA polymerase II-specific. Gene Ontology annotation, biological process: regulation of transcription by RNA polymerase II. The record is from RefSeq and is a predicted model, not a curated record. Lineage: Eukaryota; Metazoa; Chordata; Actinopteri; Cichliformes; Cichlidae.
AGCUAAAGCUAGAAAGGUUGUCAUCAAAUCCAGACGCUUAUUUGCCGUAACUCAUUAGUUGACAUUAAUUUGACACUGUGUGAACACAUGAACAUGAACCCAAGGGAGACGUAGAAAUAUUUCCAGGUCGUCUCCAUAAACUUCUGUCGAGCGACUACUUUUUUACCUGGGGGAAAAAUCUAUACAGAGGCUGUAUAUUUGAGAGAUGGGCUCUGAAAACCCAGAAGACUUUGGUUCAGUUGUGAUCCUUACUGAAGAUGAUCAGCAAGAGAUUGGAGGGCUGAUCAACUCUGAUGGUGAAGAAGUGGAUUUCUCAGAUCUGAGAGUGAGUGCCAUCCCCGGUGCCAUACCUGCAGAUGCUCCCUCAAAGACAUUUGGUCCAAGUGAGAAUGAAAAACCGCCUUCUCUUCACACCUGCUCAGUAUGUGGGAAAGACUUUCCUUAUGCCUCUAAGCUUCAGCGUCACCUACGUACUCAUUCGGGAGAGAGGCCUUUCCCGUGCUCCAUGUGUGAGAAGAGAUUUCCAGAAAAGGGGCUUCUCAUGAUCCAUGAAAGGGUUCACACUGGGGAAAAGCCAUUCCCUUGCACUUUCUGUGAGAAAAGAUUUGCCAGUCAGGGGGAGCUCCGGCUACACCGGCGGACACACACUGGUGAGAGGCCUUACCAUUGCUCCAUCUGUCUAAAGAGCUUUUCUCGUCACUGGCACUUGAAAACGCACUUGGAGGCAAUGCACUCUGAGGUUGUUGCAGGCUUUACGAGGAAGAAAUUUCCCUGUUCAGACUGUGAGAAAAGCUGUAACUCAGCUGCUGAAUUGAGGGAUCAUCAGAGGACUCACACUGGAGAAAGACCCUUCCAGUGCUCUUUCUGUGACAAACGCUUCGCCUUGUCAGGUACGCUUGUAAGACACGAGCGCCUCCAUACUGGCAUCACGCCUUACCACUGCUCUGACUGCGGAAAGACAUUUGCACAGCAGUGGACCCUGACCACACACAUGCGGACUCACACGGGAGAGAAACCUUACAGCUGCACGCAGUGCGAUAAGUCUUUUGUUGCUCCUGGAGAGCUUCGGAGGCACACCAGGAUUCACACUGGGGAAAAGCCAUACACCUGCGCAGACUGUGGGAGGCACUUCUCAUUGGCAGGAACUCUCAGAAACCAUAAACGGUCAUGCACACAGAGCAAGAAGGAGUCAGAUACAGAGGUUGUAUCAGACUUAGUUCGGGCUGCAGCUGAAGAAUCUUCCCAGCGAGAUCAGGCCAGCAGCAUCAGCUCUGAGGUGUCUGUCAGUCAGACUGUGCCUUGUGCAACUGAGCCCACUUCCUCAGAGGGUUUUAAAAAAGCAGCUCAGUGUGAAAAUACCCCAGAAGGACCCAUCGGCCAGCCGGACGACACUGCUCCCACCCCACAUAUGAAUGUAAUCGUGAAAGAGGAGGAAGAAGAGGAACCAUUGUGCGUGGAAGAAACUCCAGAGCAGGUGUCUGUUGGUGAGGACUGUACCAUACCAGAAGAAACUGAAAAGCAGCGUCAGGAAAGCACCACAGAAAUUAGUAUUACAGUAAAGGAGGAAGAACAGCAACCUCUCAAUAUGUCUGGAAAAGAUCCCGAGCGUGUUGCAAACAGUGAAAAAGAAUGCCCUCCAUCACCGCCAGUGCGGGGAGAGUCAAAUAACAACAUACCAAAGAGCUCUUACUGCUGUGGCCUCUGCGGAAGAGACUGCCACAAGAUGUCUGCGCUUCAGAUCCACAUGCGAAUUCACUCUGGAGAGAAACCGUACCGCUGCACCUUGUGUGGGAAACAGUUCACCCAGAAAGGGCAACUCAAAGGUCACUAUAAAGUUCACACAGGAGAGAAACCGUUUUCCUGUCCGGACUGUGGGAAGAGCUUCGCCCACUCGGGGGCCAUGAACAGACAUCGGCUCACGCACACAGGAGAGAGGCCCUACCACUGCUCUGUGUGCGACAGGAGCUUCAACCAGUCCGGCCGCUUGAGGGAACACGAGAAAAUCCACUUAGGUGAGAAGUUUGACUGUCCUGAGUGUGAGAAGAGUUUCACACGAGCUUCAAGCCUAAAGAAUCACUUCAGGCUCCACACAGGAGAGAGGCCGUACGGCUGUGACAUCUGUGGGAGAGGCUUCAGCCGCUCACAAAGCCUGAGGCUCCACAGACGAAAACACGAGCAGAUUCAGACCGAGGAGGAGUCUGCGUUCAAUAUGAGGAAUGAUGACUUAUCACACAGCGAUGAUAACUCUCCAAUUAAUAUGUGCAUAACAGACAAGAAAGAUGGAUGAUGUAUUUAAAAGACAUGUACCUCUAGUAUUAUUAAGACUUCAGACAGUAAAACAGGAACAAGGUGAUGUGGAAAUAAGGGACUACCUCUGUGAUUAGAACUUUAUUCAUACUUUUGUGUGGUUUUUCACACUAGGGAUGUGCAGCACUAGUCGGGCAGGCGACUACAUGUUGCUUUCCUCACUAGUCAUCGCAAGAAAUGUUAGCGCUAUAAGCAAAAUAUUCAUAUUUCUUAAUGUAUAAUGCCAGUAAACUGUUCUAAGGUGUAGGUGUUAUGUAGGAGUGUAGCCCCAGCAGCACGCCUCUCUUUCUUUCUGUGACAAGAACCUGAAAGCAAGCAAUGUGGAAAAACAAGCAGACGACAGACGCACUAACCAGUGCGGUAUGGAAAUAUUUUGAUCUUUUAAAAAAGUGAACAGCUGCGUGUAGGCCAUGGCAGAAACUGCUACUGGAGCGGUGCAUGAACACAGUCUGCACAGACGUGUGGACGUUUACCUGCACGGACAGAAACAUUAGCCACACUUGGUAAACUAACCUUGUACACUAACGUUGUGUGGGCAGUGCUAGACACAGCUCAGCACACAUUUCAGCUGCAUUAUAAUAUGGAUGAACAUUUAAAGAAUGUGAUUAGCUGUUUUAAAUGGGUCUCAAGUACACAAGCAGUAUAUGUGCGUCUACUAGACUGAAAUUUUACUGUCACAAGUUUUUUUCUCAGAUUGGUUGACUGGUCCGAUUUUCUUUUCAUUAGUUUUUUUCCCGAAUUUACAUGAAAAUAAUACUAACUUUAAAAAAUUUAACUCCCUGAAGAGUGUAGACAGGCUUCUAAAUAGAUACACACCAAGUAAUGUUCAGUAACACCAACCAAACAUAUUUCUACUAAUUUAUGUAACAUCUUGGAAAGUGUUUAAAAUUCUAUAUAUUGGAGGUCACUUUUACCUAACUCUGUCACUGAUUACCUGUCCUGGAGCCACUGGAAUAGUCCACUCACACUUAUUAUUAUGAGUGACUGAUUUAAAAGUCUGUGAUUACACUUGUUUUUCAUGCAGUAUUUGUUAUCAGGCUAAUACUGUAUGUGGAAAUUUGGUUGAAAUUUUUUGUACUAAGCGUUAUAGUGGCCCAUUAAGCAGUUUAAGAAUCAGGUGAAUCUGAACCUUCUUUCAGACAUUUAGCCAGAAAUGAAACUAAAUGUCAUGAAAUAAUCAACAAUGAAGCCAGUCUUCUGUAAGUGGCGAAUGCUUAUUAAGUCUUGUUUUCGAUUGUUACUUAUUAGCCAGAUAACAAUUCGGGUUCACCUGAUUUUGUCGUCUUUUAAAGGCCGAGUAACCGACAUGAUUAAAGGUACCAUCCUCUAAUUCUGUGAUGCUAAAGGCAAUAAUUUGAAGCCAUGUAGGUGGUUAAUUAUGCCAUGUGCUGCCUCUGUCUAAAUGUAUGGGACAUGUCAUGUUGAACAAUAAAAGUUCUAAAUACUA